UCGACACCGUCAGGGUGGCGCUAGUGUUGCAGUUCGAUUUGAUCGUUUUGAUCGUUUUAUGUUGGCUGUCAUUGUCAACAUUUCGCGCGCAUUUCUAUGUUGAUGAUUGUUGCCCACGCCAGUUGGUACGUUUUGCUUCGCUGUGCUCCGUGAAUUAAGUGGGUGAAAAACUAACGCGCAACCGUUUUGCCUUCGAUUGUUGUUUGUUUCCAAUACGCAAACGUAAUACGCAAAAAUGGCAGAGGACGAUCAACGACUUGCCUCUAUUCAAAACGAAUAUCUCAACUUCCUUGAUGAUGAGGAAGACCAGGGUACAUACACGGCCCACGUACGAAAAAUGAUCAACGAUAAGAGUAAACGGUUGGUUGUAAAUAUUAACGACAUCCGGCGGAAGAAUCCCGGCCGUGCGUUGGCUCUGCUGAACAGCGCAUUUGAUGAGCAGCUGGCGUUUUCGCGAGCGUUGAAGGAUUAUGUUUCAACCCUCGAUAUGAGCUACGCAAAGACGCAGGAAGACUUUCACGUAGCGUUCGAGGGAAGCUUUGGCAACAAGCAUGUAACUCCACGCUCGUUGACUUCGCGCUUUCUGGGUAAUCUCGUGUGCGUCGAGGGUAUCGUGACGAAGGUAUCGCUUAUCCGACCCAAAGUGGUCAAGAGUGUGCACUAUUGUCCGGCGACGAAGAAGGUGAUGGAACGCCGGUACACGGACCUCACUUCGUUUGAAGCCGUGCCGUCCAGUGCCGUCUACCCGACCAAGGAUGACGAUGGCAACCUGCUGGAGACGGAGUUUGGCCUGUCGGUGUACAAAGACCAUCAAACGCUUAGCAUUCAGGAAAUGCCAGAGAAAGCCCCCGCGGGUCAGCUGCCCCGUUCGGUGGACGUUGUGUGCGACGAUGAUCUAGUUGAUCGUUGCAAACCGGGCGAUCGUGUACAGAUCGUGGGUAACUACCGUUGUCUGCCCGGAAAGCAGGGCGGAUACACAACGGGCACGUUCCGCACGAUCCUGAUCGCGAAUAACAUUUCGCAGCUAAAUAAGGAAAGCACACUGAGCGUCACUCGUGAGGAGAUCAAUAUGUGCAAGAAGCUGGCCAAGAACAAUGACAUUUUCGAUCUGCUCGCGAAAAGCUUAGCCCCGUCGAUACACGGACACGAGUACGUGAAGAAGGCAAUCCUGUGCCUGCUCUUGGGAGGAAUCGAGAAGAAUCUGGCCAACGGAACGCGUCUGCGUGGUGACGUGAAUGUGCUGCUGAUCGGAGAUCCGAGUGUCGCAAAGUCGCAGCUUCUGCGCUACGUACUGAAUACAGCACCGCGUGCAAUCACAACGACCGGUCGCGGAUCGAGCGGUGUCGGUUUGACUGCAGCCGUUACCACCGAUCAGGAGACGGGCGAGCGUCGUCUCGAGGCCGGUGCCAUGGUUUUAGCCGAUCGUGGCGUGGUGUGUAUCGACGAGUUCGACAAGAUGAGUGACAUCGACCGAACCGCUAUCCACGAGGUGAUGGAGCAAGGCCGUGUAACCAUUUCGAAGGCCGGUAUACAUGCGUCGCUGAACGCUCGUUGCUCCGUGCUUGCUGCAGCGAAUCCCGUAUACGGACGAUACGACCAAUACAAAACACCGAUGGAAAACAUUGGGCUGCAGGAUUCGCUGCUUUCUCGGUUCGAUCUGCUGUUCGUAAUGUUGGAUGUAAUCGACAGCGAUCACGAUCGUAUGAUUUCCGACCAUGUGGUCCGCAUGCAUCGCUAUCGCAACCCGAAGGAGCAGGAUGGCGAUGUGCUUCCCAUGGGCGUCAGCGCCGUGGAUAUGUUGUCCACCAUCAAUCCCGACACGCUGGAAGACAAAGAAACUCCGAUGUAUGAAAAGUACGAUCCACUGCUGCAUGGGGCGUCGCGCAAGCGCACCGACCAGAUCCUCUCGAUGGAGUUUAUGCGCAAGUACAUACACAUUGCUAAAUGUCUGAAGCCGAAAUUGACUGAAACAGCAUGUGAGAUGAUUUCGAAUGAGUACUCCCGUUUACGGUCGCAAGAUUUGAUGGAUUCGGACGUUGCCCGCACGCAACCGGUGACAGCGCGUACGCUGGAAACGUUGAUUCGUCUAUCGACGGCCCACGCCAAAGCGCGCAUGUCCCGCUCGGUUGCCGAGCAGGAUGCUCAAGCAGCGAUCGAACUGAUACAGUUCGCUUACUUCAAGAAGGUGUUGGAGAAGGAGAAGAAAAAGCGCCGUCGCACAGAGAACGAUGAUUCGCAGGAUGAGAUGGAGGACGACGAAGAAGAAGCAGCAGUACAGGAAGAGACUGCAGCAUCACAAGGCACGCGCCGUUCCAAGCGAACCCGUGUCGAACACCACGAUGAUUCCGAUCACGAGGAGCUGCUAACGUCCCCUCCGGAUCGGGGCGAUCUCACUCGCCGAACUACCAUUACCAGCCCGAGAGUGGCCGAGAGCGCCACCAUGGACACGGAGGAGGCAGCCGAAAGUAGUGUUGUUGCGAUCAGCGAAGCGCGCCUCAAACUGUUCCGCCAGGGCGUGUUUAUGGCAUUUAAACAUUUCCAUGAUCAAUCGGUCUCGCUUGCCCGAUUGACGACACACAUCAACGAAAACAGCGGCGAUGAAGCGUUUACUCCCGGUGAAAUAACGGCAGCCGUGAAUCAGAUGACCGAAAGCAACAACAUCAUGGUUCAUGAUGAUAUGGUGUUUUUAAUUUAA
Anopheles merus is the source of this 2695-nucleotide messenger RNA. RefSeq names its product DNA replication licensing factor Mcm3 (gene Mcm3). The record is from RefSeq and is a predicted model, not a curated record. Gene Ontology annotation, molecular function: ATP hydrolysis activity; single-stranded DNA helicase activity; single-stranded DNA binding. The transcript has 3 exons. Gene Ontology annotation, biological process: DNA replication; double-strand break repair via break-induced replication; mitotic DNA replication initiation. Bases 236 to 2695 code for a protein of 819 amino acids. Gene Ontology annotation, cellular component: MCM complex; nucleus. NCBI's taxonomy places the organism in Eukaryota, Metazoa, Arthropoda, Insecta, Diptera, Culicidae.